AUGGCCGAGUGGGAAGUUGCUCUAGCUGUGAUCGCGGAACCAUACAGAGUCCCGGACAGUUCAGAAUGGACCGCCGAUAAUCUAAAUUCGGUAGCAAUAGUGCGCAGAAACCGCGAAAUCUCACCUCCUCUUCGGAUAACAAGUCGCGGAGCAGGUUACGUGACUACAUUCUCGGGGGGAAUCAGUGUAACGGGUAUAUAUGCCCCGCCCAUAUGGCCGCUGGAACAAUUCGAACGGCUACUGGACGAACUACACAACAGCCUCGCACCCCUCCAUCCGCGGGCUAUCCUCGUCCUUGGCGAUUUCAACGCGAAAUCGACGACAUGGGGCUCCUCGCGGACGGACGCGAGAGGAAAAGUCACCGAAGACUGGGCAACGAGUCUCAAUCUUACGCUGCUGAACAAAGGCAAGAAAAGCACCUGUGUACGAUGGCAGGGGGAGUCCAUCAUCGAUCUAACGUGGGCCUCCCCUUCUGCAGCCAGAUUAAUUACUGACUGGGACGUAAACGAUGAUGUUGAAAUCCUAAACGACCACAUGUACAUAACCAUGCGCGUCGCACUCCUAGGGAGGUUAAGCAACAAUGGCCGCAACUCCCAAAGUAACGGACGAGAGAGGAACGAGCAACCCGCCAAACCGCCGGCAGCAAGAUGGGCGCUCAGGAAAAUGGAUAUGGAUUUGCUCAUCGCGGCUGCGCACAUUGCUGUGUGGCUAGACCCGCCCAUCGGCCCCACUUCCACAUCGGAAGAAAACACGAAGUGGCUGUGCAAGUCCAUGACGGGCAUCUGCAACAUGGCAAUGCCGCGAAUAAGGACACAUUAA
Frieseomelitta varia is the source of this 819-nucleotide messenger RNA. RefSeq lists its product as uncharacterized. The record is from RefSeq and is a predicted model, not a curated record. The transcript has a single exon. The coding region runs from base 1 to 819 and encodes 272 amino acids. Lineage: Eukaryota; Metazoa; Arthropoda; Insecta; Hymenoptera; Apidae. Gene Ontology annotation, molecular function: catalytic activity.